AUUUACAUAUUGCGUUAAUUUAUUUGUGCUACAUUAAAAUUAGUGAGACACUGGCAGUGAACUUGGAUUAACGGGAUGCAACAGGAAUUUUUGAGUGCUUUUGUGAAAGUUUCAGCUGUGCAAAACGUUUCAUGAUAUAAAAGACAUAUUACCGCUUUGUUUUACGUAUUACAAAUUACAUGAAGCCGCGAUUGAGGAUUAAAAACUACAACUAAACAAAAUUUCCAACAAUGACAAUCAACAGAAAGUUUCUGCCUAUAAAGGCACAUUACUUCUUUUUUAUGGCAGCGAUGGGUCCAAUUUUGCCACAGAUAAACGUAUAUGGAAAACAAUUAGGUAUCUCAAGUGUUGUUAUGGGUAGCAUAACAGCUGUAUUACCGCUAUUAUUUUUGGUAUCCAAACCUGCAUUUGGAUACAUAAUUGAUUAUUUUUCCAGUGCCAGAAAAACAAUAUUUUUGGGCUUAUUAAUUGUAUUGGGUACAUCAUAUUCAUUAUUAUACUUUUUACCAGAACCUGCGAGGCAUCAAGUACCAUUUUCGAAUGUUUAUAAUUUUACACAAGCGUCAUCAAUAAUUUCUUCAUGUAACAACACUAUUCAAACCAAAGACACUUUAUGUUCAAAUUAUCGAAAUGUAACUUGUAAAUGGGAAUGUAAUCAUGAAAACACUGUAAAUUCAAACAUAUCAGUGUAUCUCGAAUAUUCGAAUAAUAAUUAUGGUAUUCAUUGUUCCAAUUCGAAUACAUCAAAUGUAAGCUGUUUUAACGGUGCCGAAAAUUGUACAUGUAAUUUUAUAUGUGAGCAAAUAAACGAAGUUGAUUGUCUUUAUGGCACUCCCACAUUUUGGGGUUUCGUAAUUUUAAUGGCAAUUGGUACAAUUGGUUUUAAUGUAGCAAAUUGUGUAAGCGAUGCUAUUUGUUUUGAUGUAUUAGGUGAAAAUGGUCAAUUAGAUUAUGGAAAACAACGUGUUUGGGGUACAAUUGGAUUUGGGAUAUCAGCUUUACUUUCUGGAUAUAUUGUAGAUGUUUUAUCGCAGGGCAAUGAAAUUAAAACAUAUACUCCAGUUUUUAUUCUAGUCUUUGUUUUUAUAAUUGUUGAUAUUGUAGCGUGCUUUAAAUUAAAAUUACCAAAGCUACCGACAUCGGAUAAUAUUUUAAAAGACUUAGGAAAAUUAUUAAAACAUAAACAUAUUGUGAUAUUUUUAAUUUUUGCAACUUUAGCCGGAAUAGUGGAUAGUUUUAUUGUCUACUUUUUAUUUUGGUACUUAGAAGAUUUAGCAGCUGCUACAGGCUAUGCACAUAAUAUCAAAUUAUUAGAAGGUUUAACAGUAGCAGCGGAAACAUUAGGGGGUGAAGUCUUAUUCUUUUCAUUAUCUGGAAAAAUUAUAGAAAAAAUUGGAUAUGGGCAUUCAUUAACAUUUUGUUUUGUAUCCUAUGCAAUAAGAUUAGGUGCAGUAUCUUUAAUACCAUCACCAUGGUGGAUCCUACCAAUUGAGUUGGUCAUGCAAGGUCCAACAUAUGCAAUGUGUUAUACAACAAUUGUUGCAUACACUAGUGCUAUAUCACCUCCAGGAACAUCGGCUACCAUGCAAGGAAUUGCAGCCGGUAUGGACGAUGGUUUUGGUUAUGCAAUUGGCAGCUUAAUUGGUGGAUUUUUGUACAAAUACUCAGGAGGUCAAAGAGCUUUACAAAUAUUCAGUAGUAUAGCCUUAUGUUGUGCUAUUAUUCAUUUUAUACUUUAUGUAACAAUUCUGAAAAAUUCUGCUCCAGGAAAAUCAGAAAAAAAUUAUAAAUCUCCGGAAGAAGCGUUACAAUCUGUUACAGAUCCUUCCAUGGUCAAAUAGGAAAAACAAUUUAUGAAUCGUAUAUUACGAUUCUUUGUAUUUAUAUUUUAAUUAUCAUGUGGCUGAGGUUGUCGCCUAAAAAUGGUUACACUUAGGUUUUGGUGAAUUAUUCAAAUAGGUACAAAAGGAAAACUAGUGUACAUGGAAACACUGUUUGUUGUCGAUCAGCCUUGUAUUUCUCCGAGGCUGCUAUUAUUUUCUCUAAAUCAUUAGUCUCUAUGAAGUUAAGGGGCCUGGGGCCCUAAAAAAUACAAUGGCUGGUGCUUGAGCAUGUCCACUACGUCAAAUAAUAUUUAUAAAAAAUUCAACCUUUACUAGUUUGUGAUCAUUUUUAGUCAUGAAGCUCUGAAGCAUUGUAUAACAAAAUCUAGGCUUGUCAAAUAUCCAUCGAGCACUAACAAGUUUUUGCAUUAGAAUGUCUAGACAACGCAAGCAGUCUAAAUUUUGCUUACACGAAAUUACGGGCCUCAAACUUUGGCUUUGCGAAUUACGUUAUCUUUUCGUUCUAAGAAGGCUAAUUGUUUCAAGAACCUUUCAUGGCUUUAAAAUAUCAUUCGGAACAUUAUUAUUAUUACCGACAUAUGCAUAUUAAUGCAAAAAGUUUAGCGAACGACAAAAAUUUGGCUGGCCUGGAUUUUGGCAUAGUAUGCUAUUUUAGAAUUUUCUAAAAAUAUAACUUUAAAAAAUUAUCGAUUACAAAUCAAUGUUAUAAUAUAGAUUUGCAUGUUGGGUCUGGAUUCUUUAUUCCAGAGAAAAAGAAAUAUUUUUUUACUAAUAAUAUUUAGUAUAACUUUUUGAUACAAUUAGAACCAUGUUGAAUUUUUAAGUCUCCAUAAAAGAUUUGAAAUUCUUACCGAAGUCUAGUUCUAUUUUUUCUAGUUCUAAUAUUUGAUAAGGGUUCAGUUACUUUUGGAAAAAUCUUU
This is a messenger RNA of Chrysoperla carnea, 2764 nucleotides long. RefSeq names its product major facilitator superfamily domain-containing protein 6. The record is from RefSeq and is a predicted model, not a curated record. Gene Ontology annotation, cellular component: membrane. The coding region runs from base 231 to 1841 and encodes 536 amino acids. The transcript is spliced from 9 exons. NCBI's taxonomy places the organism in Eukaryota, Metazoa, Arthropoda, Insecta, Neuroptera, Chrysopidae.